UCCAUCAAGCGGUACAGACGUGCUGUUCGUUCAGCUUCCGAGCUAGCCGAGUAUCAGUUCGCGAGUCCGGUGCAGCAGAGGCGCAAAGUGGACACGCAUCUUCGCACAUCCCGUUUGCGCCAGUGAGCCGCAGUGUCCCAAAGUGUUCGAACGGGUCGCAUGUGAAUCGGGUCGCAGUCGGUAGUUGACAACAGCCCAGACAUAAUUGCGCGCAUAGUGAUUGACCGGCUAGUGGUCCGUGUUAAGUAAUCGUGGUCUCGCGUGCACACUCAGUGUCCGUGCCAGUUUUUCGUUCCCGGGCCCGGGGUUUGUUUGGCUGUGUGUGCCGCCCGUCGUGCAGACAGCGUGCGUUCCAAACAGUCGGUGAAUCGGUGACACAACAUCCGGCCAGCGGGACAGAAGCAGAAGCAAACCGGGGGGAAAACCGUGAAGCAUCGGUUGGUGGAAAAAAAUUUGCAUCCAUUCCCGUGGGGAUCGCGUUCGUAGCAGCAGGAUUUUGUUGCUGUUGUUGUUGUGUUUGCGUUUUGCAACAUUAGCAUCGAUCCGGCCGGAAUCGAUCAUCAAGUGAAACAAUUAUCCACCAUGACGCAAACGAGCCAUCUGAUAGCACUGUUCUGUCUCGUGUCGGCGGUGGCGGCCGUUCCCCUACGUCAAAGUCAACUCCUGUCGGCGAUGCAGAACAUGCAGCGACAGUACGACGCACGGUCGGGCAAGGAAACUGCCACCUAUCUGCAGGAACUGGAGAACGAGGGUAACGGGCAGGAAGCUGACAGUGGGAAAGCAACAUCCCCGGAUGCUGACCAGAGUUCGUCCGCUUCUGCCGGAAGUUCUGCCGAGACACUGCCCACUGCCGUUCCUUUGCCGAAUCUUCGCAAGAACAAAAUGUUGGGUUACUUUGGAUUAUACUCCCCGGCAGCCCUAAGUGCGGCAACGGCCGCAGCAUACGCACAACCCUACGGUUACCCACUGUAUCACUCCAUGCUGGAUUACUACGAUGACUAUCUGCCGGUGGACAACUAUCCAAGCUUAAACAUGCUGGCAAACAUGCAAACUUACCCGCAAAAUAUGUACACCAACAUGGCUAACGGGUUGGGUUCGUACCAAACGAUGAGUAACCUUUCGCCCAACCUACAGCAACAGCUCAAUAGUCUUGUCCAGCAGCAGCAGCAACAGCAGCAGCAACAGCAACAGCAGCAACAACAGUCCGUAAAUCCGCAGUUGGCUAACUUGGCUGGGUUGGAUGCGAAUGCCGCUUCGCUAGGAAGCUUUCAGAGUCUUGCUGCUAGUUUCGCCGCCGGUAAUGACAACUUCCAAGGUUUAGAAGAUGAAGACAUCCUUUCCCGCCACAGUCAAGCCGCGCGACGUCGACCGGCGGUGAAGAACUCCCCGAUCUACUACAUCCGGUUGCCUCCAACGCCGUACAUGUUUGUUCCGGGUGUCGGGUACAUCUCACAGCCACCAACGAUUCAACCGAUGGCCGCCCCGGUACCACAGUACCCACAGCUUGCCCCGCCACCAGUGACGAUGAGCCCAUUCUACCAGCUACCCAUCAACUUCGUAUCGAACGGUAAACCUUCCGGCAUCUACCAGUGGAAUGGUGCUCCGGCAGCACCGGCAGCUCCACCACAGCCAACCUUUGCCCUGCCGUAUCCACGUCCGCAGCGACCCGCCUUCGCACCUUCUCCAUUCAUUCAAGAUUCGAAGAUCACCCAUCUGAAGGGUCCGUUCCUGUUCAAUGGUCGACCGGAAGAGAUUUUCCUGCUGCAGAACACCUUUAAUCCACUGUUCCAGAGUCCUCUUAAUUCUUACUACUAGAAAAACGAGAAUCCCACGCACCGAUACCGUACCCGUCCGAAAUGAGUCACGUUCGCCAUUUUGGCAUGGACCGAACUUUGGCUCGGAAUGUUUGUAGAAACGCAUUUUGGCAACCUGGGGCCAGCUACGCGGCAUUAUUGCAAUAUCACAAUUAUCACGCAAACUAUACACACUACUGAGACGCAGAGGAUCGAGUGUCCCGUUGCGAUAGCUUACAUACUAGCGUUCGUUUAGGUUAGGCACGUAAGGGCAAACUAGUAGUAAGGACUGAGCAUCACUAGCUGUUUGGUGGAACUGCACACCUCCAGUUCCUAACAGGCGGUUAGUGGAUGGCUUGCUGUAAAAUGAUUUACUUGGAGAAACGUUUCGCCGAUGGUUUGCCUGAUGCUUUCUUACCAGUGUGGCAACUACGUUUUUUCGGGGAUGAAUGGGAUGAGAUGCACACCUGACUGCAUUGCGUUGCACAUCGAAACGUGUUGCCAACCUUCCAAAGAAAGCCACAUUUAAAUUUCUUACAUACACAAACACAAGCAUGGGCACGCGCACACCAUCGAUGAAAUGUUUCUUCGACCAGACGGUUAUUUACCUUAUAGCAGCGAACACAUUAGGGACAAACAAAAAUACUCGUACUCGUGAUCGUCAAACGAAGGCAGCAAACGGGACUAGUGAUUUAGAAGUGAGGGUAAUAUAAAAUUUGAUAGCAAUUAACAUUAAUAAACUAAAAUUGAAAAUAAACAACUGAACAAAGAAA
Messenger RNA from Anopheles funestus (African malaria mosquito), 2566 nucleotides. RefSeq lists its product as uncharacterized. The transcript is spliced from 2 exons. The record is from RefSeq and is a predicted model, not a curated record. Bases 583 to 1815 code for a protein of 410 amino acids. NCBI's taxonomy places the organism in Eukaryota, Metazoa, Arthropoda, Insecta, Diptera, Culicidae.